Armigeres subalbatus is the source of this 890-nucleotide messenger RNA. RefSeq lists its product as uncharacterized. The record is from RefSeq and is a predicted model, not a curated record. Bases 36 to 890 code for a protein of 284 amino acids. The transcript is spliced from 5 exons. NCBI's taxonomy places the organism in Eukaryota, Metazoa, Arthropoda, Insecta, Diptera, Culicidae.
UUGUAGAUAACAAAAUAACUGAUGGAUCUCUACUGAUGUUUGACGACGCAGAUCUUGUCGAAAUCGGAAUCACAGCCAAAGGUCCACGGAAGAUAAUACUUGCCUCAAUCGAAAAGAUACGCACCACUUGUGAUUCGCAGCUUGCUUCAAUGGAAAUCGAAAAAACUCCUGAAGAGCUGCUAAGAGAUGUUCUAAUACAAGACCCGAAAUUUCGUUGCUUUGUUUACGACGAACUGGAUCGCAACAUAGUACCCUGCGAAAAAAAUUUGCGUUUGAUGGUCCGGAUUUUAUGUCAACGGUUUGAGAAAAUAAUUUACGACAAAAAAGGAUAUCCAUCUUCGAAUGAGCAGUGGAUAUUGGCCAAACAGAUUAUCAGAGCAUUUCCGCAACUAGCAAACACACGGACUAGCGAGAAUGCUCCAGAUGAGUCUGCUUUUUUCUGGUGGCACAGUGGCAAAUCUACGGGUCAGCAUAGCGGCUAUAUCUUCCACAGAGUGCGUAACAUAAUCAAAGGAUUGCCGAAGGAAAUGAAAAAGUAUAAACGACCGGAUAUUACCAACAAAGCACAAAAUUCUGUUCCUACCGCGCUUGUACAACGAGCUACUGAUUUGGCAGAGCUUUAUCCGGAUUCUCAAAACAACGCCGAAAUAACUCGAGGAAUGGAAGAAUGUUUUCCUCUUCACCAACUUUUGUUGAAAGAGCAAAAGUCGGUGAAAGAUAUGCUAUCUACACUGCCACAUUUGGCUUCAUAUAAUGGCACUAUGAUACAUGACGCGUUUUACCGAUUGAAUCCCACAGCUCCGAAGCAACUAGAGUUGGCAUCAAUUUUGGGAAGAGGGCUUUUGUUGACACCAGGGAUUUUUAAAGAAGUUGAAGAUGGUAAUCUGUAA